GCAAAAUACAUAUUUCAGCCCAACGCAUCGUUUUCCAAAGUUUUGAGAUGUGCGGUGUGGUGCGAAGGCUGAAUUGACUUCAAAUCUUUAUUUGUAUGUACUUGACGUGGAUUACCGUGGCUUUUCCCAAACUGAAUUAAAGAUCUUUUGCAGUUUUGAGCUUUCCCGACCAUGUCCCACCACAGCGAUGAUGCUAUGCUUAUUGUGGCAAGCGACAGCUUUUGGGAACCUGGUAACUACAAGCGCACGACGAAGCGUAUAGAAGACAGUUUUAGGUUGUGCAAUGAUCUCAUACUGCUUAUCCAAGAGAGAAGUGAAAUAGAAAAAACAUAUGCCAAGAGUUUACGGAAUUGGUCCAAGAAGUGGAAUGAAACGAUAGAAAAAGGUCCUGAGUACGGAACUACGGAAGCUGCGUGGAAAGCGGUUUUAAUAGAAGCAGAUCGUCGAUGUGAUAUGCACCUUCGUGUCAAAGAUCAACUAUUAAAUGAUACAGUUACUCAAAUAAAACAAUGGCAGAAGGACAAUUUUCAUAAAUCCAUGAUGCAUAUUAAAGAGAAAAAAGAAAUGGAUGACAGUUUUAAAAAGGCACAAAAGUCUUGGGCCAAACUACUAGCUCGUUGUAAUAAAUCUAAAGCUGAAUAUCACCAAGCAUGUAAAAACGAAAGAUCUGCGGUUAAUCAAGAAAGGAAUGCAUCUGCCGACACAUCAUUAUCACCUGAUCAAGUUACAAAGCUACAAGACAGAGUCACCAAAAGUAAAUUUGAAGCGCAGAGAGCGAAAGAAAGAUAUGAACAAGCUUUACAAGAAAUCAAUGAUUAUAAUGCAAAAUACAUGGAAGACAUGACUGUUGUAUUUGACAAGUGCCAAGAAUUUGAAGAGAAGAGACUAGAUUUUUUUAAGGAAAUGCUUUUUGGCAUUCAUGGUUGCCUUAAUAUAUCCACAGAUGCUGAGCUUCCACAAAUUUAUGAAGAAUAUAGGCAUAGUAUACAAAAUGCUGAUGCUAAAAAAGAUUUAAAAUGGUGGUCAAAUAAUCAUGGUGUUGGAAUGGCAAUGAAUUGGCCUCAAUUUGAAGAGUACUGUGAGGAAUUCCGAGAUAUUGGUAAAUUGAAAAAAGGAGCCGUCCCUGAAAGCGGAAUACUUUUGGUGAACCAACAAAAAAUUGGAGAAGAUUUACCUGAAUACACUUCUGACUCUCAAAAUGUGUCAAAGAAAGAAAAAAGAGGAACAAUAAAUAAUGAUGGUGUUGUGGGACCAAAGUUACGAUCAGACAAAAGCAAAAAUUCUUCUAAUCGAAAUUCAGGGAUGAAUUUGAAUGGUAAGCAAGAACAAAAUCCUUUUGAUGAUGAUCAGGAAGAUUGGGACGAAGGCUCGAACGAAGCACUAGUUGACAAUGGGGAACCUGGUGUUCCCGUGCGAGCAUUGUAUGAUUACGAAGGUGCUGAAGAUGAUGAAUUAUCAUUUAAAAGUGGCGAAGUGUUUGAAAAACUGGAAGAUGAAGAUGAGCAAGGCUGGUGCAAAGGCAGAAAAGACGGACGAGUUGGAUUAUAUCCGGCGAGUUAUGUCGAGCUUGCGGCAAAUUGAAACUUUAGUGUUACGACCACCAGGUGAUCCCCAUGGGAUCUGUGCACAAGUGUAAUUUGCUGUACAAAGCACAAAGAAAUUUUGUUCUGUGUUAUAAUGUUUGCCAGCUACAAAUAUGUUAUUGUGCAAUCAUCAAGUCACUGAACGUUUUAUUUUCACCGAAUCUUUAAAAGCAAUUGUUGGAUAAAUUAGUUUUUCAUAACAAAGUAUGGUCAUCAAAACAUAUUUUGCUAGACUUUCCAAGCUCGAGAGAAAUAGCUGUACAGCCGAGAAUUGAAUGAAGAUUGUUAAAAGGGUUUUUGAAAGAUGAAAAAUUUAUACGUGCUGUGAUGAAAAUCAAGUUUUUUGAUAUAGACUACUGGUUAUGCAUGUAACUUUUAGUUCAUUGAUCGCAAGAAGAUGUGUAUUUUGAAACAAGUCACAUUACCCUACUAAUUGUAUACAUUGUUCGAAAAUUAGCUUUGUAAUAAUUUAAUUUUUCAAAAAGUUGUACCCUAUCAAAGAAUGCUUUUACUGCCAAGUUGGAAGUAUCUGUGCUGACAUUGAAAUAAGAUCAUGAGAUUUGAAAAACAAUUUGGAAAUAUUUCUGCAGCCAGGAUUAUACAUGUUUGAAUUGAUUCUAGACUAAGAGCGAGUUGUCAAUUAGUGUAGUCAGAAAAUGCAGUUAUUUCUUAAAUGUGCUUCUGUUAAUUUCCCAAUUGAAAUUACUAUUUGUAAUUGGAUAUUUCAACUUUUUUUUUCUUUUACAAAAUUUGAUGUUUUAAAAAGGUUUUGAAAUUUUUCAAAAGCAGUUUCCAAGAUGAAAGAAUAUUUUGGGUAGUUAUAUCUUUGAACCAUCUGUAAAAAAUAUUCGUUACUUAGGUCAUUAUUUUGAACUUCUAAACAAAUGCAAAAACACAAAAGCAACAAGAUUUUCUCACCAUUAGCUUUUGUAUUUUUUUUUCUUUUUCUUUGUGACUUUAAGAAGGAACUGAAAUGUACUUAUUUUUAGGAUCUCAUUUUAAUAUUUUUUUUCUCCUUGGUAUGAAAAAUUAUUUCAGUUAAAGGCAUUUUUACAUUUUGUUUCCAUAAAUUUGAGCAAAUAUUAGGGUAAGAUGUUCAAAAUAUAGUUAAUGUGCAAUCUUACAUAUAUAUAUAUAUAUAUAUAUAUAUAUAUAUAUUUUAAUUUCAAACACAUCAUAGGUAAAGUAUUUGAUAUUAAUAAUCAUCUGAACAUUUUGUUCUUAUGUUAUUAUUUUCCUACUUUUCAGCAUGUUGAAUAUUGGGGCUUUUCUACGAUCUUUACAAGACAAAAGCUGCAAUUCAAAUGUUACCAUGCUGUUAAGUAUCUAGCACUAUUUGCUAACUUCUUAGCAAAUCCAACUACAGAAUUUACAACAUAAAACACACAUUAUUUAUUAUCUUUAAAAAAUACAUUCAAGAAAUAUAUUUUGUGUGAUUAAAUUUUAAAGAUAUGAUUUAUAAUCAAAUACUUUGAGCACAACAAUUGCAUAUAUAUAUAUGCCUUAGAAUAAGCAGGUACCAUGCUUAGUACAUUUUUAAAUUUAAUUUUACAUUUUUUAAAUAGCCAUCUUUUUAAUCAUUGAUUUCAAAAACUGAUCAAAUGCCAAGUUACAAAAAAUUCAGAGAAACAUUUUUUUGUAUCAUAUUUUUUUUCUAAUAGAAGAUAAAAUAUUUUUUAUUGGUAGGGACACUCAUUUAAGAAUAUUUCAUUGGGUAAAAAUUUCUUAUUGUAGGAUUUAAUAUGAUGGGAAGGUUCUUUUUUUUCUUGAUUGGUUGGUUCUAUUUGGGUUUUUUUGAAACAAGAGCCUUAAUAUGCUAUACUGCACUAACUUUUUUUCUUGGAACAAGAAAUUUGGCUUUUGAAUGUAAUCUAAAAUAAAUUAUUUAAUUAAGGCUGCACUUUGUGAGAUAAAAAAGCAUCUGAAGAAAAGCUCAUUCUUUGACCUACCCAAAAUUUGCCUACUGCAGGAAGAAUUGAAUAUUUUGAUUACACUUAUCAGUCAGUAAUUUUUAUCUUGUAUACUUCUUUCAUUACUUCUUAGAAACUUUUAGGAUAAUACUACUACUAAAUUUGUAUAAAAUAUUCAGAUCACCUUGCUAGUCUUAUGUUUAACAAAUUUUUUUUUUUUUUUUUUGGGGGGGGGGGAGAUGAAAACUUAUUUGUUCUGUUCUUUAACAUUAUUCAAAAACUUUCAUUAUAUUUCAUAAUGUCCCGAUUUUUUUUUUUAGUUUUUUUUUUCAGUUUAUCUUAUUUUCUUUGUUUUUCCUCAGGGAAUUUUUUUUACGAAUUUCAUAUGUUUUUGAAAAACAUGUUUUGAAUUAGAAAUGCAAAUGAAUUUGGCUGAUAUAAGACAUAAAUCUGCGUUUCCUGUUUCAUAUUGAAAAAAUAUUUUUGAAAACAGUAUUUAACUUAAAUACAAAGCUGCUGUCAUCAAAUACACCAGUUCCGAGUAAAUUUUCUACUUACAGGAGAAAAGAACCUUUAUAUAUAUAUAUAUUUUUGAGUACAAUUUCAUAGACUGGGAGGAAAUCUAAAGUCUAAAUUAAAAAAAAAAAUCAUUUGAUGCAUUUUUUCUUUGAAAUUUAGACUAAUUUUAAACAAAAAUAUCUUAAUGACAUAUAAUGAACCUAAUUCAGGUGUGGAUCCAGAUAUGUUUGUAAGUGGGGUCAAGUCUCAAAAGCCCAGUAAACAAACCCAGUCAAUCCUUUGAAUUAUGACGUUCUUGAGAAGAAAUACUUUACAGAACCAAGCAAACAAAAGGUUUCUAUUGAUUCCAUGUACUACUUUUUCGGAUCUAAAAAACUGAAGUUUAAUAAUGAUCAUAAUUAAUUUCUUGUCAUAGGGUGGUCAGCUGAUCCUUUGAUCCUCCCCUGAAUCUGCCCUUGACCUAAUUGAUGCCUGACCUUUUUUAUUUUAAAUAAAAUUGAUUAACAUUAAUACCUGUCAUUAUGUUCAGCCAGUUCAACUGUAUGCUAGUGUAUAUAUAAAACUUGCUCAAUUAUUUUGUGUUUAAACUUUUUUAUUAGUUUGUUUCAUGCACUAAUUAACUGUGCAAUUUGUUAUUCUUUUUCCUAUCUAUUCAUUCAUUGUUUAAUCAUACAUGUUACUGUUCAAUCAUAAUUGUUAUUUAUUGUACCUUCUAAAUGUGAAUUUUUUUUUUCUGUUUUUAUUUCAAAUAUCUAUUCUGUUGCUGUUUUCCUAGUUUAUUUCAUUAAUUUCUCUCUAGUUUAAAUCCUCAUUGUGGCAGUUUUUGCUCUUCAGAAAGCACUUAUCUUGCACAUGCUAAGGUUUGAAAAAUGCACUAUAGCAGUAGAAAGGCAAGUUAGAUAACCAGGCCUUCUAUUUUCAGAAGUAAUAUAGAAAAGCAGAUACUUUUUAUAAAGAAUUCACGUCCAGUGGUAGGUGAGCAGAAAACCAUGUUCCAGCAAAAGUUUUCAUUGCUAUUAUUUUUAAUAAUGCUGUAAAUAUUGAAAUGGGAAUGAAUGGUUCAGCAGAAAGACAAUCUAAGAUGCAAAUGUAUUAGACUCACUGACGGUUUAUUUAUUUUUAUAUAAAGACUCCUUUAUAUAUACAUUUGAUUAUGAGACUAAAAUGUUGUCAAAGCAUUUUGGCUAACCCUUUGUGGCAUGGUGGCUUCGUUUGAGGCAUACAUUUUUUUUUCCAACAAAUUCUGCACUUCAAAGCCAGACUAACAUAAGUCGCAUUAUAGCUACUUUGCGGGUGAGUGAAAAAACUAUUGUCUGAUGCAUUCAAAGGAUGGGACACAUGCACUUUUAUGCUGGUAAAUAAUUGUAAAGAAUUUUUUUUCGUCAUAGCAUAAUGUUGUGAUGAUUCAAUGUGGAAUAAGAUUCUGCAUAUAACCUGAGUAAGCUAACCUAAGCACAUACUUGCAAACCUUCAAAGGGAAAAAAAAUGAGAUUUUACUAGAGGUAUAUAAGUGAUUUACCAACGAAAUAUCCUCACUACAGAAUUAUUAAAUUAUGCUUUUAAAUAACAUGAAUACUUUAAAGUGAAAUUAUGAUUUUUUUUCAGAUGUAAGCAAAUUGGUAGUAGCAAGAAAAAUAUACUGCAAAGGAAAAACUAAAUAAUAAGGAGUGAAUUUGCUUAACGUUUCGUACAUUCUCCAGUCUUUACCAGUAAAGUAGCUACAAAAAUUUAAUUACUAAAAUCCGAAAAAAAAGGAAAUCAAUAUAUAAUGAAAAUACAAUAUAAAAUAAAUAGGUAUAGGGUAGCACUUGUUAAAAUAACAUUAAAAAUAAUUGAAAUACUUUCAAGAUGCAAAAGGAUUGAAAUCUGCUGCAAUUUUCGGCAAAGCACGUGCUUCGUUGAACAUGCAAAGUGGAAAGCUUCUAAAAAAUUAAUUUUUACUAAAUGAGUUAUUAAUUGGAAAAAUUCUUAUUCCCUGACAUUGGUAGACUAGAAAAGGGAGCCAUCUAUUGAGAAGAAAGUGAAGCUUUUUUCAUGAUUGACUUAAAAAACUGCAAAAACGGGAGAAAAUCGUAAAAAAACCGGAAAUCGGAGAAAAGGGAGCCAUCUAUUGAGAAGAAAGUGAAGCUUUUUUUCAUGAUUGACUUAAAAAACUGCAAAAACGGGAGAAAAUGGUAAAAAAACGGAAUUCGGGAGACGAAAGCAAAAAAAGGGAGACUCACGUUAAAAACAAUAGAGUUGGCAAGUAUGUAAGCAGUAAUAACCUGAAAACUGCCAUUUUUGUGCUUAGAUUAGUCUGGUUCUGAAAUGCAGAAUUUAUAACUCUAGAGCUUGAAUACCCUACCUCGCGGUUAUUUGAGAAACUACCAAAAGAGGUAAAACAUUCCGUUCCACGUUUUUCUUUUGUGGUGCAAUAUAAUUUCUAAAGAAUAGAAAAGAAAAAUCCCCAUAAAAAAGAUGAAAAGUUAUUGUCAUUGCAGAUUAAUAAGUUACUGCAUUUGUCUGUUUUACAUCUUUCAGCUGCCAUUAGCCAGAAAUUGCAAUAUACCUCCUAUAGUUUAUUGGAAUUAUGAAUCGUUGAAGCCACUGUGUCAGUUUGCUGACAAAAAAAAAAAAAAAAAGGAAAUUCAAAAUGGUGGCUUCAAACGAGUGCCUCAAAGGGUUAAGUUUUGGUCCGUAAAAGAAAAAAAAACUUAAGCUUGAAAAUAUUUUACAGUUGGAGAUUCUGCAUUCAACAUGCUGUCUCCAUGAUAAUAUAGCUCUCAUUGUCUUCCAUGUGCCCAUGUUUUUCUAUAAUUCCAAUACAUGAAAAAGAUUGAAAUUUCUGCUUUAAUUUGUUGUUGAUAUCAUAAUUUCUUCAAGGAAAAUUACAGAAAGCUUUCAGCUUCAAUUUGCUGCAAAUGUUUAAAUUUGUCUGAUCUUGAUCUGAAAAAGUGAAUAUGUAUUUGUACUUAAACCAGUAUUUCUCCCCCUUCCACUUGCCGUAAGCAGCUUUGAAUUUAUCCUUGCCUGAAUCAUUUACGUUGUAAAUAGUUGGAGGUGUUUAAUUAAAUGUAUAUUCACUUAUA
Messenger RNA from Uloborus diversus, 7080 nucleotides. Its product is annotated as protein kinase C and casein kinase substrate in neurons protein 1-like. NCBI's taxonomy places the organism in Eukaryota, Metazoa, Arthropoda, Arachnida, Araneae, Uloboridae. Gene Ontology annotation, biological process: cytoskeleton organization; regulation of endocytosis; plasma membrane tubulation. The record is from RefSeq and is a predicted model, not a curated record. The coding region runs from base 172 to 1581 and encodes 469 amino acids. The transcript is spliced from 11 exons. Gene Ontology annotation, molecular function: phospholipid binding; protein binding. Gene Ontology annotation, cellular component: plasma membrane; endosome; cytoplasm.